AUGGCAGACGAUCGAAAAGCAGGGCCUUUGCCGGGCUGGCGAAUCUCCAAAGCAUGCCAGGAGUGUCGCAAGCGAAAGAUAAAAUGCGAUGGGGGGAAUCCUUGCAAAACGUGCCGUGAGCGCAGCACUUCCUGUGUCUAUCGUGAUGUGAUCCGGCAACGUCGGAAGAAACAGCAGCAGCAGCAGCAGCAGGAAAAUCGCGAUUCCAAUCCUCACUGGGGCUCCGCAGAAGAGAGCGAUAUAGGUCGACCUCUAUCUCCGGGGUCAUCCCAGGGCGCAGGCUCUGCUGGCCGACGCAACGAACCAGUCAUGUAUACCUUCCAUAACAGCGUCUCAGCAACACAUAUGGCGUCUCCGUCAUGCAAGGUACAGCUGUACUAUGGCCCAACAUCUCAUUUUUCGCUGUUACAGCACAUCUAUCGAGAUUUGGUUUCUGUCCCCAACCUGCCGCCAACAGAACCACAAGGCGAGGUCGAGCAUGCAGAUGCCGGGCUCGAUCUGUUCAAUUUCCGUCGAAUCUUCUUUGGAAGCCUGGCAGAGACGCAUGAUGUUAGCAAGGACGCUUCCAUGGGGAAUACGCCGCUAAUGUUCUUGCCGCGGGAGGUAGCGAUGUUUUUUCUGGAGCGGUAUUUGGCGACGUUCUAUUAUUUGACCCCGUUUUGGCCAAAAGAAACUAUACGGAGAGACGCAGAGAGACUAUACGACCCUGACAUUGGCUUGCAAAUGGACCCUUCCGUUAAGUCAGUGAUCCUGAUGGCGAUGGCAUGUGGUGCCUUGGGAACUGAACACUAUGCCUGGGGCGAGGUUCUUUAUGAACGUGUCAAGGCAUCUUCUAAUUCUCUAGAUGAUGUUGUCAACCUCCAGACAGUGCAGACUGAACACGCCCAUUAUCAAGCCGACCAAGGUCGACCGAACUCAUCGUUUUUGCACCUAGGUGUUGCAACCCGAAAAGCAUUCGCAGCUGGUCUGCAUAAGGAUGCGCCCGACAACGAAAGGGAUGCUGACAGGGAAACGGUCGAAAGACGGCGGACAACCUUUUGGUCUCUAUACUUCUAUGAAAAUCUCCUGUGUUUUCACAUGGGAAGACCAAGUUCUCUUACCGCGGAUGAUAUCGGCACGGUCUACCCGGAGGACCCUUUCUUGUUGGCGCUAAUUCAUCUUUCGAAAGCCAUCUCGCGCUCUGCCAAAGAGAUAUAUGGCAAAAGACACCAGUCCUUGCUGCAAAUGUGGAAAGUCGCAUUGUCGAUAUCGGACGGAUUGAGCGGUUACGAGUGUCGGAUGCGAAAGGCAGUCGGCUUUGGACUGGAGAAAACUCCGCAGCCAGGGCAUAUCGGUGUUCAACAGACUGUUCUCGCUUUAUGCUAUUACUAUACCCUUCUUCUCACGUUCCGGCCGUUCUUGAUCUUUCGAGGUCGAUGGCGACAGAGCAUGAAAACGUCUGCUCAAGCCCCUGCUGGAAAUGACAAUCGGCCACAUGAGAUCCCUUCUUGGCUGAAUGAGGCUUGCGACUAUGUCUUGUAUACAGCGCGCAAGACAAUCCACUAUCUUUGCAAAGCUUCCUUAGUAAAUGAACUUGUGAGAGAGCUCCGUUAUCACACAUUCUUUUUAAGCAGCGCUACGUUCACCAUCAUUUAUGAUGCGCUGCAUGAUGAGAAGGCAGCUACCACUCAUCUCCCAUGGGCACACGCGGCUUUACAAUGUCUCUCGACCAUGCGCCCCGGUGACUCAGUGUCAACGUCUAUUUCAGGCUUACAGUCCGUUUUGCAGCAAAUGAAUUUCCCGCUUGAUUUGACAGCCGAACAGCAAGUUGACGGUGAUUCUGGGAACCGUUGGCACUAUGCCUCCCAGGGUACGCGUGGAUGUGACCAGACGGGAAAUAGCAUGAUACCUAUCAUCCCAGAAGCCAGUUCUGAUACUGUCGGACUCACACCGCGGAAUCUCCCCGUCGGCGAUAACAUUACGGUGAACGGCUUUAACAAAAGCAUGGAUAACAAUGGAACCGCAGAGGAUCUUCUAGAUCUCACGGAGGCCGAUAUGGGGUGGGGCUUUGAUUUCUCGACAAUGGACCUAGAGGGGUUCUUUUCCAUAUAUCCGACAGUAGAUACGACUGUUCCCAGCUUCUAG
Messenger RNA from Paecilomyces variotii, 2124 nucleotides. RefSeq names its product C6 zinc finger domain protein. Gene Ontology annotation, biological process: positive regulation of transcription from RNA polymerase II promoter by galactose; DNA-templated transcription. Gene Ontology annotation, cellular component: nucleus. The transcript has 5 exons. The record is from RefSeq and is a predicted model, not a curated record. Lineage: Eukaryota; Fungi; Ascomycota; Eurotiomycetes; Eurotiales; Thermoascaceae. Gene Ontology annotation, molecular function: DNA-binding transcription factor activity, RNA polymerase II-specific; zinc ion binding; RNA polymerase II cis-regulatory region sequence-specific DNA binding. Bases 1 to 2124 code for a protein of 707 amino acids.